Molecule: messenger RNA, 2731 nt
Organism: Mangifera indica (mango)
Lineage: Eukaryota; Viridiplantae; Streptophyta; Magnoliopsida; Sapindales; Anacardiaceae
Product: receptor-like protein 13
Exons: 7
Coding region: 43-2601 (852 amino acids)
Molecular function (GO): protein binding
Source: RefSeq, a predicted model, not a curated record
UUAUCUUAUUUAUUUCUUUAUUUUUUUGCAGGUUUAGCAAAUAUGACAAACUUGAAAAUAUUGGAUCUAAGUUCAAAUCAAAUCAACACUUCUCUGGCAAGUUUAGGUUUACAAAAUAUAAAAAGUUUAGAAGAGUUAUAUACGAGUGAUAAUGGAAUGAGCUGUUCUUUUACUUCGUUAGGUUUAGCAAAUAUGACAAACUUGAAAACAUUGGAUCUAAGUUCCAAUCAAAUCAAUACUUCUCCAGCAAGCUUAGAAAAUUUGACUAAUUUAAAAAUAUUGAAUUUAAGUUAUAAUCAAAUCACCAAUGCUAAAGGUUUUGCAAAUUUGACAAACUUAAAAAUAUUGGAUCUACGUUCAAAUCAUAUCAACACUUCUGUAGCAAGUUUAGGUUUACAAAAUUUAAAAAACUUGAAAGGGUUAUAUAUGAGUGAUAAUGGAAUGAGCGGUUCUCUUAUUUCGCAAGGAAUAUGUGAAUUGAAGAACUUGGUUAUAUUGGAUCUCAGUUUCAACAGUUUCGAUGGUUACCACUUGAAAUGCCUACGCAACUUGACUAAACUUAAGGCUCUUGAUCUUUCAGUUAAUCGGUUAAGUGGGAAGUACUUGUCAUUUGUUACUGAUGAUCUCGCAUCCCUUGAAUAUUUGUCACUUUCCCAUAACAAUUUAAAAGAUUCCUCGACUGAUGAUAUGAUUCAACCUGCAAGUGGAAAUCGGCUUCCAACAUAUCAAUUGAAGGUCAUCAUAUUACAGAAUUGCAGCUUAGAUUUCAUACCUAUUUUUCUUUCAUACCAUUACAAUUUAAGAUUUAUUGACUUUUCUGAUAACAAAUUAGUUGGAAAUUUCCCCACUUGGUUGUUAGAAAAUAACACCAAAUUACAAGAUCUAAGUUUAAGGAAUAACUCAUUCUCAGGGAUCCUUCAAGUGCCCAAGUCUAAAUGCAAUUUACAUCUUCUCAAUAUUGCUAGCAACAAUUUCACAGGUCAGGUGCCUGAGAAUAUAGGUACAAUUUUGCCUAGCUUGUCGUAUAUGGAUAUGUCAAAGAAUUUAUUACAAGGUAAAAUUCCUUCUUCAAUGGGUGAAAUGAAAAGACUUAGUACUUUGGACUUGUCUAGUAAUAAUUUUUCAGGAGAGUUACCUGAUAAUUUUGUUAAUGGUUGCUUCUCAUUAACAAUACUAAGAUUAUCAGAUAACAAAUUUCAAGGGCAGAUUUUUCCUAAGCAUAUGAACCUAACACAAUUGCAGUGGUUAUACUUGGAUAACAACAACUUUAGUGGGAAAAUCGGAAAUGGACUCUUGAACGCAACUUCUUUAUUUUUCUUAGAUAUCAGCAACAAUAAGGUAUCUGGUCAAAUUCCACAAUGGAUUGGCAAAAUUUCAAGUAUUGUCUAUCUUUUAAUGUCAAAUAAUCUUUUAGAAGGUACUCUUCCUAUUGAGCUAAGCAAUCUUGAAAGACUUUCAAUGCUAGAUAUCUCUGAAAAUAGGUUGUCGGGAUCCAUAACACGAGACUUUAAUCUUUCGGUGAAUCAUCUUUACAUGCAAAAGAAUACUCUUAAUGGAUCAAUCCCAAAUUCAUUGUUCGAAAACUCUGACUUGAUUACAAUUGAUUUGAGAGACAACAAGUUUUCUGGAAAUAUUGAUCCCCGUUGGUUUAAUGAUCAUUCAGCUCUUCAUUUUCUUCUCCUGUCAAACAAUGACCUACAAGGCAAUAUUCCUAACCAAUUGUGUCAACUAAGAAACCUAGGUCUCUUAGAUCUUUCACAUAACAAACUCAAUGGGUCAAUACCUUCAUGUUUUACUAAUUUGACAUGUUGGAGUAUGGUAGGAGACAAUGAUUGUAAGCCUUUUGUUUUGGUGAGUUAUUGGGGUAUUGCUAAUGAUGAACUAGAUUUCUCUUAUGAUUUAACAGUUUCAUCAUUUUCUAUGGAGGAAAGCCUUUAUGAAUCAUUAGAUACAGAAAUAUUUUUUGAAGUGGAGUUUACUAUGAAAAAUAGAUUAGAGUUGUACAAAGGAUAUACUUUUUACAAUGUUGCCGGAUUAGACUUGUCAGACAAUGAAUUAACCGGUGAAAUCCCAUCAACAAUUGGAGAGCUCCAAGGAAUCUUAGCAUUGAAUUUAUCUUACAAUUCAUUAUCAGGAUCUAUACCAGAGAACUUUGCUCACCUGAAAGAGAUAGAAAGCCUAGACCUUUCCCACAAUAAGUUAAGCGGCCAAAUUCCUCAACAAUUAACCCAACUAUAUAAUUUAGAGGUCUUCCACGUGGCACACAACAACUUAUCGGGAUCAAUUCCUAAUCAAGCUCAAUUUGGAAGCUUUAAUGAAAGUGACUUUGUAGAUAAUCCUUAUCUCUGUGGCCAAUUAAUAAAGAAGAGUUGCACUAAUGUGGCAAUACUGUCACCUCCAGCAGCUAUGACAGAUGAAGAUGAUGAUAAAUCUGUUAUUGACAGGGCAGCAUUCGGUUGGAGUUUUGUUGGAUCAUAUGUUGCAGCUAUAACGGUGUUGAUAGUGAUCCUUUGGAUCGACUCGUAUUGGAGUGGUAUCUGGUUUAAUUUCAUUGAUGUAUUUAUUUAUUUAUAUUUUCAUUGGUUUUCUAAGUAUGUUUGAUAUUAAUUUUGAUCAAUAUAUAUGUCAUAAUAAGUUGAUAUCAUUUGAAUUUUCAUGUUUAAGAAGCUACUAGUGGCUCAAUCAUAUGUCAGUCAAAAUUUUAAGUUCAAAGAUGGCUUCUCUUCAAUUA